This is a messenger RNA of Rotaria sp. Silwood2, 597 nucleotides long. The record is from the annotation of a GenBank genome assembly. Lineage: Eukaryota; Metazoa; Rotifera; Eurotatoria; Philodinida; Philodinidae.
AUGUCAAAUACGGCUCGAAAUCUAUCCUAUCCAACGUACAAUAGCGCGAAAAAGUCUUCUAAGACGAAACAAUCGUUUCAAAAUACUUAUAAAGCUAUUGAUCAUGAAAGCAUCAUCAAUUCUCUCACUGGUUAUGACAAUGAUCUUGGGGAAAGAUUGGAACGAUUGGAACGUGAAGCUGGUAUGCGAGCACAACAAAUUGAAUUGAGUGAAUGUCUCGAAUGUGUUGCUCAACUUGUUGAUUUAUUUAAACGUACUAUUAUUACCUCUGAACUUCAAAAUCAAAAUGACUGGCAAUGUGAUACCCAGCAUCAUCUACAACAAAAUAAGGGUAUCACUGGCAAUAGACUUCUUGAUGAUAAAGUCGAGAAAAUUGUUAUUAACAAAGGUUUAACCAAAGAACAAUGGACUUGUCUUCUCUAUAUGGCAUUAAGUACUGAUGAUACGGUAGAAUUAACUAAAGUUAGCAAGAAACAUUUGCAAAAAGUACAUGAUACAGCAUUACGUCUUCUUGAUGCUGAUGAACAGAAUGCAAUAUUUGCGCUGAUCAAUGCUAUCGAAAAAUAUAUAUCGAAAAAUUAUUUCAUUGAAAAAUAA